AUUAUUCUGCCCGCACAACGGGACACGUCAUGCCGCCUCCGCCUCCGAAUGCCGAUAACAUGACUAUAUGAGUAUUGAGUAUAUGACGGAGUGCGGACUACAACGGACCAGACCAUUAGACAGAGUCAGUUCGGGUGCAAGUGGUGUUGUACAACCGGACGUGCGUCAGUGACGCACGGCACCGUUGCGGUAUCGCGCGAAACGUUCCGCACCAUACGACGGCCGACCGAAAACCUUGGAUAUUUUUUCAUUUCCGUGUCGAAUGAUAAUAAUAAUUGCCCACUUCCUCUUUUGUAGUUUUGCACAUUCUCUCACUCUAACUCACUGAUAACGAUACGCGUUUCUCCGUAGCCCAGACUAGUACAGACACAAUACAUAAUAAUAAUAAUAGUAAUAAUAAUAACGAAAAAUAAUAAUACCUAAUAAUUAUUAAUUUCUCGCGACGAUGUUGAUGUGUAAAUGAAACGGUGCGGGCCGUGCUCGAGUCGUCGCCGAUCGAAUUUUCUCCGAUUUCGUUGUUUUCACAGUUCGCGUUGGCGGUCCUCGCGUAAAAUCGCCACCAUGGUAGUCUGGUGUUCAGGUAACUGUAGCUGAGUGUAGAAAGUGCGACACGAACAACUUUUGUGUCGACUCCUUUGGCGGCCGAUCGACGACCGACGUUACAUCUCGCCGUGUCGUCGGACGAUAUAAUGUAUAUGCCGGGCCAGUGACGCCGGUCCGGUGACCGUCACUAGCCGUGAUCCAUCGCUCGGUACCCGUAACUAUUGAUGUGUUUGCACGUCAUGAUGUCAUCGAGCACGAACCGAAUGAUACAGCCUAGGAACCUGGCUUCGAUAUUGAUGAAAUUACAUGGUGCAUUUGCUGAAGCCAUUACAUCACCAAAAGCGUCCAUCGAUAAGCGCACGCUAGAGAAGACAUGGAAACUGAUGGACAAGGUUGUGAAACUGUGUCAACAUUCCAAGAUGAACCUGAAGAACUCACCACCGUUUAUACUCGAUAUACUACCAGACACCUAUCAGCGGCUCAGGUUCAUUUAUACACAGUAUGAGAAUGACCUUUCUGAGCUGUACAACAAUGAGCAUUUCAAUGUUUUCAUUUUGAAUGUGAUACGAAAAUGCAAACAAGCCAUCAAAUUAUUCAAAGAAGGCAAGGAGAAAAUGUAUGAUGAAAAUUCACAUUAUAGGAGAAAUUUGACCAAAUUGAGUUUAGUGUUCAGCCAUAUGCUCAGUGAGCUCAAAGCAUUAUUUCCAAAUCAUAGAUUUGCUGGUGAUAAAUUUAGGAUAACCAAAAGUGAUGCUGCAGAAUUUUGGAGAUCUAACUUUGGAAUGAGCACUGUAGUUCCUUGGAAACUAUUUCGUAGUGCCCUUCAUGACGUCCAUCCAAUUGUCAGUGGAUUGGAAGCAAUGGCGCUCAAAUCAACAAUAGAUUUAACAUGUAAUGAUUACAUAUCAAAUUUCGAGUUUGAUGUUUUUACCAGAUUGUUUCAACCUUGGCCAACUUUAUUGAGAAAUUGGAAGAUAUUAGCUGUUACGCAUCCAGGAUAUGUCGCAUUUUUAACAUACGAUGAAGUUAAAGCUCGUCUAGAAAAAUUUAUCACCCGACCAGGGAGUUAUGUAUUCCGUCUAAGCUGCACACGGCUAGGGCAGUGGGCUAUUGGUUACGUGACAACAGAGGGUGAAAUAUUACAGACCAUUCCUCAAAAUAAAUCUUUAUGUCAAGCAUUAUUAGAUGGUGCACGUGAAGGAUUUUAUCUCUAUCCGGAUGGACAAAAAGGAAAUCCAGAUCUAUCAAAUGCAGUUGAACAAAGUCCGGAAAAUCAUAUCAGAGUUACUCACGAGCAAUACGAAAUGUACUGUGAAAUGGGAUCCACUUUCCAGAUAUGUAAAAUAUGUACAGAAAACGACAAGGAUGUUCGUAUCGAGCCAUGCGGUCAUCUUUUAUGCACACCGUGUUUAAACUCUUGGAUGGAAUCCGAUGGCCAAGGUUGUCCAUAUUGUCGGGCCGAGAUCAAAGGUACUGAACAUGUUGUAGUGGACCCAUUUGACCCGAAGAGAGUAAAAUAUAAAAGUGUUCCCAUCAUGCCCAUCGUAGUCCAACAUUCUGAAGAUGAAGAAGAUGAUGAAGAUGACGAGUUGGUAAAAUAACACACAGUGUCGUCGUCAUCGGCGACAUAUUUCCAGAAAGGAAAGUAAUAAUAGUAAUAAAUAAUAAUUAAAGAAAAAGGUCGUUAAGACUAUUUUACUGUGAUAUCACUCUGUAGACAUUUUUCAAUAUGUCUGCAUUGAAUAUUUCGAUUUAAAUAUAGCGUAACAAAAUUCC
Molecule: messenger RNA, 2319 nt
Organism: Acyrthosiphon pisum (pea aphid)
Lineage: Eukaryota; Metazoa; Arthropoda; Insecta; Hemiptera; Aphididae
Gene: Cbl
Product: E3 ubiquitin-protein ligase CBL
Exons: 6
Coding region: 768-2144 (458 amino acids)
Biological process (GO): negative regulation of epidermal growth factor-activated receptor activity; cell surface receptor signaling pathway
Cellular component (GO): membrane raft; plasma membrane
Molecular function (GO): receptor tyrosine kinase binding; calcium ion binding; phosphotyrosine residue binding
Source: RefSeq, a predicted model, not a curated record